AUGCCACCAAAGAAGACCAAGAAGACCGCUGGCGCAGCCAAGAAGGGCAAGAAAGUUACUGGAACAGUGGUGAACACAGAGCCAAAGGUCCAGAAGGGUGUUUUUGUGAAAGAUGUCGCUGUGAAGAAGGCCGUUUCCGAGCUGAUCAAGUGGAAGGAAUCGCAGAAACCUGACAAGCCGCAGCUCUUCGACGACGACGACGCCAGUUUGUACAUGCAGCUGACCAGUGUCAAAUUCUUUAGCAAAAAGCAGGUGCUCAAGCCUACGACUGUGGCGGUUCCUCAUCCUGUGCACGAUCUCGAGAACGAGUUCAAGGUCUGUGUCUUUGUCAAGGACGGUCAGAUCGACGCUGAUACUCUGGAAAAGAUUGAGCAGGAGAACAUCCCGCAUCUUGCCAAGAUUAUCUCUGCUUCUGAGCUCAAGGGAGCCUACAAGAGCUACGAGGCCAGAAGAAAGUUGCAGAAAGAGUACGACCUGUUUUUGAGUGACGAGAGCCUGAUCACUGCUCUGCCGAAGCUGCUGGGCAAGAUUUUCUACUCGACCUCCAAACUUCCGCUACCGAUCAGACUCAAAACCAAAGAAAACGUGUUCUCGGUGACCACGUUGGCCAACCAGGUGUCGAAAAUGAUUAACUCUGUCCAUUACGUUGCUCCAAUGGGGGUGAAUCUUACCCUCAACCUGGGCAGUGUCCGCCAGCCGCUUGACAACAUCGUGGACAAUGUCCAGGCUCUCACACAGCAUUUCGAGAAACAGCCAUUGAAGACCAUCCAAUUGAAACUGCUGGAGUCGCCUGGACUGCCGAUUUAUAUUGCCGAGCAUAUAUUCAGCGAGCAGGACGUUGGCGAGGAGGAGAAGCCUGCCAAGGACGAAACUCCGGAAGUGAGGCUGACCAAGUUCGAGAAGGGGCUGGUGGAAUUGGCUCUGGACGAGGACCAGGCUCGCUCGAUUGUGGGGCGUAAGGAGAAGAAGGUGAACAAGCUGAAGCGGGGGAAGGAGAACCAGAACGGGGGCGAUUCCAAGAGGAGAAAAUAG
This is a messenger RNA of Ogataea parapolymorpha DL-1, 1032 nucleotides long. RefSeq names its product Proteasome-interacting protein CIC1. Lineage: Eukaryota; Fungi; Ascomycota; Pichiomycetes; Pichiales; Pichiaceae. The transcript has a single exon. The coding region runs from base 1 to 1032 and encodes 343 amino acids. The record is from RefSeq and is a predicted model, not a curated record.